Messenger RNA from Oncorhynchus keta (chum salmon), 1612 nucleotides. Its product is annotated as acyl-coenzyme A thioesterase 5-like. Gene Ontology annotation, biological process: fatty acid metabolic process; acyl-CoA metabolic process. The record is from RefSeq and is a predicted model, not a curated record. Lineage: Eukaryota; Metazoa; Chordata; Actinopteri; Salmoniformes; Salmonidae. Gene Ontology annotation, molecular function: fatty acyl-CoA hydrolase activity. Bases 1 to 1125 code for a protein of 374 amino acids. The transcript is spliced from 10 exons.
AUGACGACCUACACCGUUGCUAAGGAUGCCAGUCUUGGAGGAACAUAUGAAGGAGCAGAGCCCAUGGGUCUACUGUGGAGCAUGCAGCCUGUUCCAGGCAGUCGGACAGGCCUCAGGUUGAGAAAGAUGGAUGUCCUCACUCCUAUGGUGGUACACAUCUCUGUGUACAGUGGGCACAUGACUGAGGGCUUCAGCAAGCAGUCUCCUCUAGCGACCGUUGUCACAGAACGAUGGUACAUGGCACCGGGUGUGUGCAGAAUUGACAUCAGGGAACAUGGAGUCCGAGGGACCCUCUUUUUACCUCCAGGUCCUGGACCCUUCCCUGGGGUGUUGGAUAUGUGGGGAGGGGGUGGGGGGCUGGUGGAGUACCGCUCUGGCCUCCUGGCGUCACACGGUUUUGUUUCCAUGGCGCUAGAGUACCUUUCCCAUGACAAGAACAGAACCUCAGACAUCGAAUCAAAAACCUACUUUGAGAAAGCGUUCAGGAUUGUGCAGGAGCACCCCCUGGUGAUGAAGGACAGAGUUGCUCUGUUUGGUCUCUCCUUAGGCGCGUCUAUCGCCCUCAACUUGGCAGCCUACUCCAAAGACAUCAGCCCCAGAUGCUGUGUGUGUAUCAGUGGGAGUCACAUCCACCGGGUCAACCAGGCUUUCAGCAAAUUGUUUAGAAAGAUGAACAAGGAUGGGUAUAAGAUCCGAUUUGAUGAAGAGGGCCGUGUGGUCUGGAGAGACAUCAUUCUGCCUAUCCCAACCAACCUUGGAGAGAAAGUGGAUAUGGGGAGGAUAAAGUGUCCAUUGAUGUUGGUCGUCGGGGAGGAUGAUCAGAACUUGGCGACAGUGGAGUCUGCCAAGGACAUGACCCAGAUGAUGCGUGCAGCGGGUAACGAGCACCUGCUGACCAUUCUACAAUACCCUGAUGCUGGACACCUCAUUGAGCCGCCCUACACACCCCACUUCAGAGCCAGCAACUUCAUGGUGCAGCAAACACGACAGAAAGUGAUGGUGUUGUGGGGAGGGUACACCAAGCCGCAUGCCGAUGCUCAGGAAGACUUUUGGGAAAAGAGCCUUAGCUUCCUACGGCAACACCUCUACCCCAGUCCCGACUCUGUCCCUAAGGCCAAGCUGUGAUGUCACACCCGGGGAGCAUCAAGGGCCUAAUCUCUGGAUCUCACCGGAGAAGCAAAUGGCUGGGCACUGAUUCCUGUCUGCACUUCUCCAUUGGGACAUUCAGGACCUCAGCCUUGACCAGCCUGACAUCUACAGGGAGAAGGAGGGGGCCACUGAAUAAGGAAUUCAAAUCAACAGACUUUUGGAUAUGUGUUUAGAAUUAAACAUUUCUGUACUUCCUGGACUUUGGAAUCUCUCUCUCACUGUGUCCCUCACCUAGCUAAUGAAGUAAUGGCUCGUCCAACAUUACUAGCUGUUCCAGCUGGCAGAUAUCCUUUGAUACGUACAGUAGCUAGUGUUAAUGUGUUAUGGGAUUUUUAUCAAUAAUGACUAAAUGAGGUAUACUGCACUGGCAAGAAUUCUACCCUGUCUUUCUUGUAGUAUUAAAUCAUGUUUGUUCAUUAGGAAGGGGUUAUAUGGCAUGUACCUUGGAAGAAAGCAAUGUAUG